Messenger RNA from Penicillium bovifimosum, 585 nucleotides. RefSeq lists its product as uncharacterized. Lineage: Eukaryota; Fungi; Ascomycota; Eurotiomycetes; Eurotiales; Aspergillaceae. The record is from RefSeq and is a predicted model, not a curated record. The transcript has a single exon. Bases 1 to 585 code for a protein of 194 amino acids.
AUGAUUUCGUUUCACAAAUUCGAUACUGACCAAGUCACAACGGAUAUCAGGCGUCAAUUCAACAGACCCACGCAGAAGGAAGACCAGCAUCCUGAGGCCUUCGCAAGACAACUUGAGGUCUUGGAACGUAACUGGGACAGAGGACCUGAGAAGUUGAGAGCUGAGGAUUAUUUGACCAAGCUGACCGACCCCCUUCCGCGGAAGAUCACUGAGAACAACCGCUUUAUCCCACCAAAUCGCAGGGAAAUCAUCGACCUUGCAACACAUUAUUGGGAGAAUGACCAAGACGCCAAGAAACGGAAAUUCUCGCAAAUGAAGGACGGCGACAAGCCUUCACGGUCCACACAAAAGAAGAAAUCCUCUCAUCCUACGUCCGACAAACCUCGCCAAAACCCCAUGGGCUCGGAUGGAAAGAGAACUACAUGCAAAUCCCUCUGUCCCGACAACCCCUGUUCCGGUCUCUCCAGAGAGAGCAGGUACCGAAUCCCCUACCCAGGAGCCAACUGUCAAAAUGCUCCUGGAAACAAUCCGCAAGUUGCAGAAGGAGCAAACCGAGCCCAGGAAGGACCUCAACAAACCCUCUAG